AAUAUACUGAAAAUACACACUCCCAUUCAGUCACUUUCCAUUUCUCCCUCACUCCUUUCCUAAAACCCUAAACCAAAAAUGGAGCAUCCAUUCUUCAUCAACAACAACCCACAAACAACCCGACCCGAAGCCAUACGUUGGCUUUCAAUCUCGGAAAAACUCUUAACAAACCGUGACUUAAUCGGAUCCAAAUCAUUCGCAACCCGUGCCCGUGAAUCCGACCCGACAUUAUCACCCGCUACUGACCAAAUCUUAACCAUUGUCGAUACCUUAAUCGCCGGCGAUAAACGUAUUAACAAUCACCAUUUUGAUUAUUACUCAAUCCUUCAAAUCCCUAAUAAUCAAACCCAAAAUUCUGAUUUCAUUAAUGAACAAUAUCGGAGACUUAAUGUUGUUCUUAAUCCUCAGAAUAAUAGUUUUCCAUUUGCAGAUCAAGCUUUUAGGUUAAUUGUUGAUGCGUUUUCAGUUCUUUCUAAUCCUUUAAGGAAAAGUAUGUAUGAUAAAGAAUUGGGUUUCUUUGUUAAUCUUUAUCCAGUUGCUUCUACAACAACGAAUUUUGUGCAGCAUAAUGUUUAUUCCAAUGACAAUGCUAAUGCACACCAAGUGUUUGUGAAUAUGCCUACUCAAGAUCAAGGGGAUAAUCAAGGGUCACAUACUGCUGGAGUAAGCUUUAGUAGGGAUCCACAAGCUGGAAUUUCUAUGCCAGUGACAUUUCUAACUCGUGAACAAGAAACUGUGACAUCUAUGGCAAGCUCGGACAUUGAGCAGCAGCAACCUCAACAAUCUGUAACAUUUAUGAGACAACAACAGACACAACCUGUGACUUCUAUCUCAUUUUCGAACACAGAUGAACAACCUGCGACAUUCUUGAGUUUGAACCAACCACAGCCGGUAACCUCUGUGAGAAGCUUAAAUAGAGAAAACCCACCAUUUGGUAUCGGGUUGAGCUCGACACAAGGGCGAGAACCUGCGGUGGUUUCUGCAGAGCAGCAUGGGAAUCAACAGCCCCCGGAGACGGGGAGAAAUGAGAAUGUGGUGGGGAACAAUGGAAAUAAGUCUGCAAGUACUAGUGAUAAUGUGAAGGAGAAAGAAGGGAAUGCAGAUGCAUCAGGUGAGAGGAUACCCAGUUUCUGGACUGCAUGUCCUUAUUGUUAUAUUAUGUAUGAACACUCUUUGGAUUAUACUGAUUGUACUUUGAGGUGUCAAAAUUGUAAGAAGGCUUUUCAAGCUGUAAAAAUUGCAUCGCCGCCUCCAAUUAUUGAUGGAAAAGAAAUUAAUUUUUGUUGUUGGGGAUUUAUGCCUUUCGGAUUGUCUUUGAAGGAUUUUGACAGAAAUAUAGAUAAUGAUUCAAGCUGGUCUCCAUUUUCGUCCAUGUUUACUUGUCCACGAUUUGGGGGGAAUGGAGGGAGUCAUGUAAACAAUCAUGCUGUUGGAGGACAGAGUAAUGUGAAUAAUCUUGGCAGUUCGCAUAAUGCUGGUGAAUCGAUAAGUGGGGGUGGACGAAAACAUUUUGCUCCAAGAAUAUAUGUUGAUGAUGAUGAGGAUGAUGUGUUUGUUGAGGUUUCGGAGUCAGAUGAGGAGUGGAAUCGGAAUAAGGAGAGGAAGAAAGCAAAGAAUGGGAAGCGGAAGAGUGCAAGGACUGGAACCCCAAGUAAAAAUGCCAAGAAACAGCAAGCUGAUAAGGCGAACUCUGUUGAAGGGCAUAAUGAUGUCAAUUUACAAGAUAGCUUAGCAACUCAAGGUGGUGUAGAAAUGUCCCAUGUUGAAACAGUUGAGUCAAGUAAAAGAGGUGUGGCAAGUAAGACACGAAGGCAACCUGGGAGGGUUGCAAAACACUUCGGCAAUUUAGAUUUGAAUGUGGAGUUCAGUAAUGAGGUUGAAGAUCCCAUAGUUCAGAUUGGCCGAGAAAAUGAAGCAGGAGAGGGAGAGGAUGAUACUGUUGAAGUAAUUGGGUUUUUUGAAGGUCUUGAUGAAUUCCUUAGCAGUCUUCCUAUACUAAAUGCUGUGGAUGGUGAUAAGGUAGAGGCUGCCUAGCGAAGUAAGACACUUCUGUUGUUGUAGUUGUAGCUAUAAUUUUCUUCUUCUGGUGUAGUUAAGACUGGUGUAGAAUUACUCGAGGCACUUGCAUUGAUGUUCCUUUUGUAAUGCUAAUUUAUUGGCAUUAUCUUCCGAAGUAGCUGCAGUAAGCAGUUUACUACUUCUAUCUCCAUGCUCCUUGAGUAAUCUUUUUAUUAGUAAUCAUAGUUUUCUUUAUCUUGCUUAGUUCUUCCUUUCUAAGAAAAUUAUCUUUUCAUUUUUAAGAGAUGAAAUGGGUGUUGUUAUGGCCUCAUUUGCCUACUGUCUGAUCAUUGCAAAACAAAGUUGUUUUGCAACUUGAACUCCUGUCUAUGUCAAAAGUAAAUUUAGUCUAUUUCGGCAGGCAAUUGAUAGUGCUUAAGUGCCAUUCUUCCUUUUGCUUAUCUGGAGUUCUAAGAUGAGGAUCUUACUGGUUAAGAAUAUUUGUUGCACUGUAAUAAAUACUCCUAACCAGUGUUUACGAAGGCGUUUUUGGGGCGACACUUGGGGCGUACCAAAAACGCUCCGGUGCGCAAACGAAAGGCGUAGAUCCGUAGUACUCUCUUUGAAUAUUCAUGUUUUGUUUUAUAUGUGAUUGGUUGCUUUGAUUUUGAAUCUCCCAAGUAUUUUGCGAUGAUGUGCCCAUGUUUGAUAUUGCUGGUUUGAUGUUUCUUUUUCAUAUUCUUAAAUGAUUACCUUCUUUAGCUGAUACGUACGUGCUGCACAUUGUUCAUUCAUUUUCUCAUGCAAAAUGUAGACACUAAUUUCCAUGAGAAUUAUUCACUUUUUCCGGAAUAAUUUUUGACUUUUUUCAAAAUCAGUAUUUGGUUAUAAAAUUUCCAAAUCAAACUUGGAGUUGGAUUCCAAAUUUGGAGAAGUGUUCCAAACCUGUUUACCAACUCCAUCUUCAUAUAUUCCAAACUGCUCUCUUCUCUCCUUUGCAAAAAGAAUAAUCAAACACGACUCUAUCUUCAACUCCAACUUCAUAAAUUCCAAAUAAAGUGAAACAUAUUUGGAAUCUAUGGCCAAACGCCUACCAAAUUACAAUUUAAAACUAAUCCAUGAAUCAUAGUCAUAGAGGUAAAUAUUUUAAUCACAUCCGUUGCGGGUUCGAGCCCUAUACCAAGCAAAUUAAGCCUAGUAUUUAAGUGGAGAAGAUGAAGCGGUGGAUCUUCAUCCAAAGUUUGAAAAUUACGAUUCGGAUUGGUUCUUUCAAGUGCUGAUGACAGAGUGUGGAGCUAUGAUGAGAUGAAGAUAGUGGAAGUAGCUGCUGAUCAGGUGGCUGUGGCUUUGUCCCAUGCUACUGUUCUUGAAGAGUCUCAGACAAUGAGGAAGAAACUAGAAAUGAGGAAUCGUGUGCUGCAGCAGGCUAAGAGAACGCUACGAAGGCAAGGACUUUGUUUCAGAAAGUGAUGAACAAUGGAAUGAGGCGGCCUAUGCAUAUAAUUUUGGGUUUGCUCUCCGUUUUUCAAUAUGAGAAAGCAAGCGAUGACCAGAAGAUUAUUGUUGAUAGAAUGGUGAAAACAAGCACUGUUCUGUCAACAUUAAUAAACGACGCGAUGGAGAUAUCUGCCAAAGAUGAUGGAAGGUUUCCAGUAGAAAUGAGGCCCUUUCAGUUGCAUUUACUGGUCAGGGAGGCUUGAGUUUCAGCAUGUGCAGAAUGCUUGUCCAGGGGAUAAUCAAGGGUCACAUACUGCUGGAGUAAGCUUUAGUAGGGACCCACAAGCUGGAGUUUUCAUGCCAGUGGCAUUUCUGACUCGUGAACAAGAAACUGGGACCUCUAUGGGAAGCUCGGACAUUGAGCAGAAGCAACCUCAACAACGUGUAACAUUUAUGAGACAACAACAGACACAACUUGUGACUUCUACUUCAUUUUCGAACACAGAUGAACAACCUGCAACAUUCUCGAGUUUGAACCAACCACAGCCGGUGACCUCUGUGAGAAGCUUAAAUAGAGAAAACCCACCAUUUGGUAUCGGGUUGAGCUCGACACAAGGGCGAGAACCUGUGGUGGUUUCAGCAGAGCAGCAUGGGAAUCAACAGCCCCCGGAGACGGGGAGAAAUGAGAAUGUGGUGGGGAACAAUGCAAAUAAGUCUGCAAGUACUAGUGAUAAUGUGAAGGAGAAAGAAGGGAAUGCAGAUGCAUCAGGUAGGAGGAUACCCAGUUUCUGGACUGCAUGUCCUUAUUGUUAUAUUAUGUAUGAGUACCCUUUGGAUUAUAAUGAUUAUACUUUGAGGUGUCAAAAUUGUAAGAAGGCUUUCCAAGCUGUAAAAAUUGCGUCGCCGCCUCCAAUUGUUGAUGGAAAAGAAAUUAAUUUUUGUUGUUGGGGAUUUAUGCCUUUCGGAUUGUCUUUGGAGGAUUUUGAUAGAAAUAUGGAUAAUGAUUUGAGCUGGUCUCCGUUUUUGCGCAAUGCUUACUUGUCCUCAACCUGGGAGGGAUGGAGGGAGUAAUGUAAACAAUCAUGCUGUUGGAGGACAGGUGGAUGGUGAUAAGGUAGAGGCUGCCUAGGGAAGUAAGGGCACUUCUUUUGUUGUAGUUGUAGCUAUAAGUUUUCUCUUCUGUAUGUUGCAGUUAGGAAUGGUGUAGAAUUACUUGGGCACUUGCAUUGAUGUUUCCAUUGUAAUGCUAAUUUAUUAAUAUUCUCUUCCGAAGUAGCUGCAGUAAUCAGUUUACUGCUUGUAUCUCCAUGCUUCUUGAGUAAUCUUAUUAUUAUUAAUCUUUGUUUUCUUUA
This is a messenger RNA of Lycium ferocissimum, 4787 nucleotides long. RefSeq lists its product as uncharacterized. The coding region runs from base 79 to 2034 and encodes 651 amino acids. The transcript has 3 exons. Lineage: Eukaryota; Viridiplantae; Streptophyta; Magnoliopsida; Solanales; Solanaceae. The record is from RefSeq and is a predicted model, not a curated record.